UGGCUGGAAACACGCUGAGAGCAAGAAUAAACUGCGCGUGUGUUGGAUGUCUUGAGUCGCACAUAAUUUUUAUUUCAGGUGCAGCGUACCAAGAUUUUCGGCAAUAAUUCGACUACCCAAGCUGCAGUCAUGUCCCAUACAAUCCUUUUGGUGCAAGCUGGGAAGCCGGAGACGCGCACAUAUUCAGACUACGAGUCUGUGAACGAGUGCAUGGAAGGAGUGUGCCACAUUUACGAGGAGCACCUGAAACGACAGAAUCCCAACACACCAUCCAUCACGUACGACAUCAGCCAGCUCUUCGACUUCGUGGACCAGCUCGCGGACCUCAGCUGUCUCGUCUACCAGAAGUCGACAAACACGUACGCCCCCUACAACAAGGCAUGGAUAAAGGAGAAGAUCUACAUCCUGCUGCGCAGGCAGGCAUCGAAAAGCCAGUCUUGAACCGGCUGGCAAGCCGACCGAAGACCCUCUUCAUAUUGUGGUUGCCCCUUUUCUGCGUGCAUCACCAUCGUCAUUGUUCCUCCUGGAUCUUUUUUUUUUUUCUUCCCUCUGCAAAGUACGAGGAAGGUGUAAACUAUGUGCACAGGUAAUAAAUUGAGUGUAUAUAAGUGUAAUACAAAUGAUGGACAGUGGA
Messenger RNA from Ornithodoros turicata, 634 nucleotides. RefSeq names its product enhancer of rudimentary homolog (gene e(r)). The record is from RefSeq and is a predicted model, not a curated record. NCBI's taxonomy places the organism in Eukaryota, Metazoa, Arthropoda, Arachnida, Ixodida, Argasidae. The transcript is spliced from 3 exons. Bases 130 to 441 code for a protein of 103 amino acids.